AUGCACCACUACACCACCAUCAUCCAUCGUUUGUCACCACGAAAAGUUACUGAUCCUGAUCUCGUUGCUAUCCGUGACAAGCUUGUCGACGCUCUCGCCCUCAAGGCGUCCGCUCUUGUGACGCCGCCAGCCACCAACUUGUCUCCUCCAUCUUCGCACGCUGGUCCGCCCGGCACGGUCCAGCAGCCCCCCUCUCGAUCUCGACACCGCCGACCAAAACGUCCUUCUUCUUCAUCACCUCGUUUAGUCGUCGGCCCUGACGCAGUUCAUCGCCUGCCAUCUGAGCUGGCUCGGUUACACUUGUCUUCACCGCUCAUUGUGUCGAGCCCUUCAAGAUCAAGCAUCGCUCGCAAAAUCCAAGCCAUUAUUCCUAAUCUCGACAGUCGAGUUCUCUGCUCAUCCAAUACCACCGUGCCAGCCCAAGCAUCUGGACGAGAUUGCGUUAUCAGUGUCGGGGGAGGUUCUGCUGUUACCUUGGCCCGAGAUGUUGGUAAGCGGAAAGGAAUCCCUCACAUUUGCAUCCCUACAACAUACAGUGCAAGUGAACUACACCCAGGCGGAGGACCAAGCGAUUCAUCUUCCGAAGAGAAGGGCAGCGGCCACGGCACUAGGAUACUUCCCACUGUUAUCAUUUACGACGAUAACCUCACCAUGAGCUCUCCAACUCGAUUUCCAGCGCCCAGCAAUGAGAAGGUCAUGGAGGACUUUGCUCGAGCCCAAACACUGCCCAAACCAGAAGACGCCUGCUGGAGCUACCUUCACAUUCCAGGCGUUUAA
Messenger RNA from Fusarium proliferatum ET1, 777 nucleotides. RefSeq lists its product as uncharacterized. Gene Ontology annotation, molecular function: metal ion binding; oxidoreductase activity. The record is from RefSeq and is a predicted model, not a curated record. Lineage: Eukaryota; Fungi; Ascomycota; Sordariomycetes; Hypocreales; Nectriaceae. Bases 1 to 777 code for a protein of 258 amino acids. The transcript has a single exon.